Messenger RNA from Triticum dicoccoides, 1229 nucleotides. Its product is annotated as ADP-ribosylation factor GTPase-activating protein AGD12-like. The transcript is spliced from 9 exons. Lineage: Eukaryota; Viridiplantae; Streptophyta; Magnoliopsida; Poales; Poaceae. Bases 156 to 1127 code for a protein of 323 amino acids. Gene Ontology annotation, molecular function: GTPase activator activity; phospholipid binding. The record is from RefSeq and is a predicted model, not a curated record.
CGUAUUAGGUGAAGUUACCGACCAGGCCACGUGGACCGUAGCUGUUCUAGAGAGAGAGAGAGGGAGAGAGAGAUCUGAGGAGUCAGGUUGGUAGCCCUGAAGAACCCUCUCGCAGGCAACCGGAAGGGGAGAGAUCCGAGGGGCUGGCAGCUGAGAUGAGUGGAGGGCAUGGUGAUGCUGGGAUGGCUUCAGGUAAGAUGGCAAAGCUGAAGGAGUUAUUGCAGAAAAGUGAAAAUCGCAUUUGUGCUGACUGCAGCGCACCUGAUCCCAAUUGGGCGUCAGCUAAUAUUGGAGUAUUCAUAUGCGUAAAAUGUUCUGGCGUUCACAGAAGUCUCGGUACACAUAUCUCAAAGGUCAUGUCAGUGACACUAGAUAAGUGGUCUGACGAUGAAAUUGACUCGAUGGUAGAAGUUGGUGGAAACUUGCAAGCCAACGCAAUCUAUGAGGCCUUUCUCCCAGAAGGCUACCGCAAGCCACACCCAGAUUCCGCCCAGGAAGAGCGACAAAAGUUUAUCAAGUCCAAAUAUGAACUUCAAGAAUUCCUGGAGCCAAGCUUACGGAUCGUCUCUAAUCAUCCUAGCGAUGCCGGAAAACAAGCAUCCAACUCACAUUCUGGUAGCUCCAAGAGUGAGAUUGGCAUGGUUGAGUUCAUCGGGAUACUGAAUGUCAAAGUCAUUGGAGGCACCAAAUUAGCUAUCAGAGAUAUGUCUAGCAGCGACCCUUAUGUUGUCUUGACCCUGGGACAACAGAAAGUACAGACUUCAGUGAUCAAAGGAAACCUGAACCCUGUCUGGAAUGAAGAACUCAAGCUCUCUGUUCCUCAGAAGUACGGGCCUCUGAAGCUGCAAGUGUUGGACCACGACAUGGUGUCCAAGGACGACCUGAUGGGGGAGGCCGAGAUCGACCUGCAGCCCAUGAUCAAUGCGGCAGCAUCGUUUGGAGAUCCAGAACUGCUCGGCGACAUACAGAUCGGCCGGUGGCUCAAGUCCAACGAUAACGCUCUAACCGCCGACAGCGCUGUCAUGGUGACCGGAGGCAAGGUGAAGCAGGAGGUCUCCCUGAACCUGCAGCACACCGAGUCGGGGGAGGUGACGGUGGAGAUGGAAUGGAUGGCUCUAAACAUUUAGAGAAUCCGGGUACGAUGGCAAAUUUGUAUUUUGAUUUGUAUUUCGCUGCAAAGGAUCCAUUGAAUCGACUUUUUUUGGGAAAAAUAAUAAUUUUUGCUACUA